Molecule: messenger RNA, 957 nt
Organism: Petromyzon marinus (sea lamprey)
Lineage: Eukaryota; Metazoa; Chordata; Hyperoartia; Petromyzontiformes; Petromyzontidae
Gene: MRPS14
Product: mitochondrial ribosomal protein S14
Biological process (GO): translation
Cellular component (GO): mitochondrial small ribosomal subunit; ribosome
Molecular function (GO): structural constituent of ribosome
Source: RefSeq, a predicted model, not a curated record
CAGCAGCAGGCUCGGCACCCGUAGGUCACGUGGGGUCACGCGUCGACCUUGCGUGAGGCCUGUCAGAUACAGCUUUUUUUGUUGUUAAGGGAAAAGAAACAGCGGCAGUAAUCAUACGAAUUGUCACGAACGCGGUUGUUACAAUAACAGCGUCGACGAUGUGGAAAUCCGUGGUGUCGCUGGGACGCGGUCUCCUGCUGCAGUCGCUGAAAGCGCCGGCGGUCAAUGAGACGGUGCUGUCGAAGCCAGGAGUGAUGUUGGAACAGAGGAGAAGUCACUAUGUGGACUGGAGGAUGCUGAGGGACGUCAAGAGGAGGAUGAUGGCAGCAGAGUACACAGACGAGAGGCUACGCAUCAAUGCCCUCCGCAAGAAUACCAUCUUGCCCAAAGAGUUGCAGGAAGAAGCCGACAAAGAAAUAGCAGCGUUGCCACGUGACAGCUGCCCUGUGCGCAUCCAUAACCGCUGUGUGAUGACAUCGCGGCCACGGGGAGUGAAGCGAAGGUGGCGUUUGAGCCGCAUCGUAUUCCGAGACCUCGCGGAUCAUGGCCAAAUGUCAGGCAUCCAGCGAGCCAUUUGGUGACCAGCAGAGGAUAUAACGGAUGUAAUCAUUACUAUGGCCUUUUGCAGUCUUGCAAUUUGAGGUUUGUCAAACUUUUGUUUGUACAUUGCACCUUUUCAAUAAGGCAUCACCCAAUCUCUAGGGAAUGUUAACUUGACUUAAGAUGCUCGUUAUAGAAGGACGUUUAAAUGUUAAACAAUCUCACAUGCAAUUGUCUGCAUUGUUACAUUUUAAUGUUUAAGUGUCAGAAUAUCUUCAUGUAAAAUUAUGUAAUAGAAGACUGGAGAUCAUCCUUAGUUGACUGUGAUAAAAAAAAAUCUUUCAUUUGGAAUGUAAUGCCAUUGUGAAAAAAUGAGUGUGACGGUACAAAUAAAAAUGUAUGAUACUUGUACAAGAA